Messenger RNA from Pseudoliparis swirei, 736 nucleotides. It is a transcript of the gene fam163ab, whose product is annotated as family with sequence similarity 163 member Ab. Lineage: Eukaryota; Metazoa; Chordata; Actinopteri; Perciformes; Liparidae. The record is from RefSeq and is a predicted model, not a curated record.
UUCUCUCUGUGCCACCUGGUGGAGAAACUUCAUAAAGCUUAUUCAGCUCAACGGCUCACAUUUCUUCCCUUUUGCUCAGAUGUUCAUUCAGUGUGGCGAUCCAGCGGUGUGACCUCUCACCUUUGACCUCUACACCCUUCAAACACUCUUCUGAUGUGUUAAGCAACUUUGCUGAACAGUUUGAUGGAGAGCUGGUCGGAUGACAGCUGGAACUGUCGUCAUAACCGGGGGAAUACUGGCCACAGUGAUACUGCUGGGUAUCAUCGCUGUGCUCUGUUACUGCAGACUCCAGUACUACUGCUGCUCGAAGAAUGGGUCUGACAGCGGCUCCGUGUGUCAGCGGCACUUCGCCGGCAGCGCCUCCGGCCUGGACGGCUCGGUCGUCACGCCGCUGUCCGUGUCCCCGCCGGCCGGGGAGGAGGAGGAGGAGGAGGAGGAGCCCGGUUCCCCCGACCCCACCAAGCCCAGCGGGGGGCCGCGGAGCUACUGCCCCUCCUGCUCGCCCUACGACUCGCCCUUCUACGUCCGCACCACGGAUGAGUUGCGCAACGGCGGCGAGCGCGUCACCUACAUGCCCACGCACUACGAGAACCGGGCGCUGGCCACGCCCCUGCCCGGCGUGCGGGGCCCCCUGCUGAGGGACGCCCGGCGGGGCCGCCCCCCCGACUUCUACAUCAACACCCGGGCCAUCAGCACCGAGGUGUGACCACUCCUAGAAUUACAUCACACACACACA